CAUACCUCCGGUCAACUAACUCGACUCUCUGAGGACACCCAACGAUACAGAAUUGGCCACCUCACAGCCCUGUGGCCUUACCGGGUCGGCCUCUCUUGCUAGCGUCCCAAGGUCACCAACAGUGUUCGUCCACUUCUCAAGGUAUAAGCAUAUUUUGCUGGAGCCUUUCCGCUGCAUCUCAGCCUUACCGCAGCCAUGUCUCGAAACAGGGAAACAACGCGUACCGCCAUCGGACCAGCGGCAGCACUUGGAAGACUAUACGAUGCGAAAAACGACACCGUAUUGUCGCGGACGAUUUUCACCGCCGAGAUUCCGGAGGAAGCCAUUGAGUCGACCGACGUUCGAUGCAGCAAUUACGAGCUUUGCAUGACCGACACGCUCGAGGAAAAGUUCUCCAAGCUCAGCAUUACAGCAGAUCUCAGUGCCAGCAUCCUGGGUGGGCUUUCGACAGUCAGCGGGAGCGCUAAGUAUCUGUCACAGAAUAAAACCAGUGCCCUUGUUCAACAAGCAUCUAUCGUCUGCAACAUCACGACCGUGGACGAGAAUCUCCGGAUUGCCAAUAGCAAACUAUGGCCGGUACUGGACCUGGACGCGUUGAAGCAUGAAAAGGCGACCCACGUUGUUGUUGGUAUCCGAUGGGGCGCCAGAAGCGUUGUGACAGUGAAGAGCUCCAAGGCAUCUACUGAUGAGCUUCUCAAUUUUGGUGGGUCGCUCGGAGUGGGUAGAGGCCAUGGCGGAAAGCCUUUGAAGUCCAGUGGGAAGGAAGUCGAUUCGACUAGCCAGCCGGGAUCGGAAGGUGAGGGACCCGAGAAACGAGAAGAGAAGUCUGAAACCCCUUCUUUUAGGGGAAGGCUUGGCCCCCUAACGACAUUGAUCAAAUCCAUUGGCGGCGCCCAUGCAGGUGGAGGCUUUGAGUCCGACAACACACUGAAGGAAGUCGCAUCCUCGUUCGAGUUCAAGGUCAGUGCAGACGUUGUCAUGGACGGAACCGUGCCCGCGACGUAUGAAGAUGUCUGCAAAUUCAUUAAGAGCACGCCCGAAGCCAUGCAGAAGGCCAACAAGGGGAAGGGAGUACCCCUCUCUUACCAGAUCGUUCCGAUUGCCGAGAUAGCGAGGGCGCUUGGGCCUUCGGUACCCCGCGAAAACGUCGUACGUGACCUUGAUGAAGACUGUCUCUUAAACUGGAUUGACUACUUCGACCGAGCCUCCGCUGCCGUGCAGCGACUCAACGACUACUACGACUUGGUGUCCCAACACAAGCACUGCGUACCGGCCGAACACAUAACCAGGGCAAAGAGCUCUGCAGACGAAGCGAGAAGACAAGGGAUAAUCUCAGAGGAUAAAUUCGGUAAUGUCCUCUACGCCGUUAGGUCGGGAGAAUAUAACAUGCAAGCUUUACGGGAGUUGCUUGCGGUUCGGGAAACCCAGGCAACAGCACCUGAAGCUGCUCUCACGAUCACUUCGGAGUACUUGGACAAGAUAAAGUUGGCAAAACAGUUGGAACUGGUUGGAGCGAUGUACAUGGGAGACAACACAAGCGACCUGCAGAGCCUCUACGUCAGCGCCGAUUCCAAGGAUCUGUACGUGUUGUAUUACAACGAGACUACCAGGUCUAUGCCGGAGUUUCUCUCAACAUACGAGAGACUGAUGGACCUGUUGAAGAACAAUAAUGAUUCUUAUUGGGUCGUUGUCGUCGACUGUGACGUUGGAAGCCAAAGGCCGCUGGUCAAGGCGUUCAUUGAGCAGGUGCGUGGGGGCAAAGUUGUUGUCGAUGAUGUUGUCCAGGAGUACCUGGAGCUCGCAGAUAAGAACCUUAUGCGCUGCAUGGACCAGAGCAAUUUGGAACACCCCAUGAUCUUCAACCCUCCUGCUGGACGCCGCAUCGUUCGGAUCAAGUGCCCAGGCAGACAUUGCUCUGCGAACAAUGUCCUGGAAUGGACCUGUCCCAAUUGCAGAGAGCGGGUUUGCUUCGGAUUCACAGAUGACUACUAUUAUUGCGAUUGUGGGCGAUACACGGUUCCCAAUGCAAGGUUCAAGUGCAUGAGCAACAAGCACGGGACAUUGUAUGAGCAGCACGAGGAUGUCGAAGCCGUGCGUAUCGUGCUGAAGACUCUGGAUCCAUUUGAGGAAUACAACAUCCUGAUCCUGGGCGAAACUGGGGUAGGAAAAUCGACGUUCAUCAACGCCUUUGUCAACUACAUGAAAUUUGGAUCCCUGGAUGACGCACUCGCCGAUGAGGGCCCGCUUCAGUUCGCAAUUCCAAGCGAAUUCUCCUUCGACGAGCGCCGCAAUGAACGAGACGAAACAUUCCAUGUCACCGUGGGGCGUGCAAGUGAGUUUGAACAGUUCUCACGAAAGGGACAGUCUGCUACACAAAAGUCUGUCACCUAUCGAUUUGAGCUUGAUGGGAAGCGGUUCAGCCUCAUCGACACGCCUGGUAUAGGAGACACACGGGGUGUCGCUCAAGACCAUGAAAACAUGAAGGAUAUCCUCAACACUCUCGAGUCUGUCGACAAAAUCCACACUGUACUCCUGCUGCUCAAACCGAACAGUUCACGUCUUGGACCUGUCUUCAACUUCUGUGUGACUGAGCUGCUGUCACACCUGCAUAAGGACACGUCCAAAAACAUAGUGUUUGGAUGCACGAAUGCCCGUAACACCAAUUUCAGCUUCGGAGACACGCGGACACCGCUUGAGACCCUUUUGAGGGAUAAGGCUACCGGUAUUAGCCUUGGAUACCAUAACAGCUUCUUCUUUGAUUCAGAGGCUUUUCGCUACCUAGCUGCAAAGAAAUUGCGGAACAGAAGUAUCGCAUCGAAAGCGACGUUCGAAGACAGCUGGAUCCAGUCAGCCGGGGAGGCCCGCCGGCUUAUACGUACGACGAUGAAAUUGCCCAUGCAUCGCGUUCAAGAGACAUUAGCGCUGUACAGAACGCGCAAUAUGAUCGCCGGCAUGACGAAGCCCAUGGUAGCAAUAGUAACAGCCAUCAAAGCCACGAAGGCUAAGCACGCAGAGGCGCAGAAAAAGCUCAGCGAACUUCAAGCCGAGGGCUGCAAAUUGGAAGAACGCUUGGAGAUCGGCUACAUUGUCCCUGCCCCCCGUAAAUUGAAAAAACCCCGGACGGUGUGUUCCGAUCCAUCUUGCGGCAAACCGGUCUUGGUAGACGAUAUCAGCAUCAGACAAUAUACCAAGAUUUGCCACGAGGGAUGCUACAUCGAAAUAGCGGAAGAGACGCUGGGCUUUCCGGAACUUGCGAAGUGCGAUGCAUUCGGCAACAAGGGGCAAAAUUGCUCAGUCUGUGGCCAUGCUUGGUUCGUGCAUCUGCACGUCACUUACCGAGUUGAUUAUGAGUCACAGCCGAAUCCCGCUGUUUAUAAGGCAAUUCGGGACAAUGUCAACGGCUUGGUCUCUCUAGAGGAUACACUUGCGGUGAUUGAAAAAGAGAAGGAGCAGCUUGACAAAGCCAACCAGCUUGUGCAGGAGUCGCUUGCCAUGUUCGGCAUCUAUCUGAAGCACAACGCUAUGGUGGCUUUCAAUGAUGCGAUCAUCAAAUAUCUCGAUUACCAGACCGAGGAUGCUACGGCCCUGGGUAAGAUCGAUCAGGCGAAAGACUUCCGCGACCAGAAAGAAGUGUAUCGGAAGCAGUUCAAUGCAAUCGAAGAUGCCAUUGGCCGCGCCGAAGACAAAAUUCCCCAGAGGGAGGACCUAGUGGCUAUUGUAAAAAGGCUGGAGGCCAUUCCUGUGUACGGGGAACAAUUGGUGCAGAUGCAAGAAGGAGGCGCGGGUGUUCUGAAUAGGACGGCUCCACCCAGUGUAAAUUUGCAGCUCAGGAACGGGAAUAAAUGGAGCCUGAAUUGGAUGAAGCGGUUUUGGGGUUAGGGCGGGGGCAACGAGUGCGAUGAGUUAUUUCGGUACGAAGCUCUGGACUGGUAAGGCAGCGUCGGGCAUGGGUGCAAAGAAACAAGUGAUGCCAUGUUCAUGGACCUAUGAGCCUGAGGAGCUUGAUCCUAAUGAAGAUGAGCAUACACGGAUACGACACGCGGAGGGGACCAAUGAAGUGCAAAGAGCCGGUGCACAGUCGGCAAAAGAUGAGGUGGAGUGAAACAAGGUUGCGGGCUUCGCAUAUGUGCUUCUGGGCAGCAGCAGACAAAUUGUUAUUGUACCCCUCUUCGCCAUCAAUAUACUUG
Messenger RNA from Trematosphaeria pertusa, 4187 nucleotides. RefSeq lists its product as uncharacterized. Bases 196 to 3879 code for a protein of 1227 amino acids. The record is from RefSeq and is a predicted model, not a curated record. NCBI's taxonomy places the organism in Eukaryota, Fungi, Ascomycota, Dothideomycetes, Pleosporales, Trematosphaeriaceae. The transcript has a single exon.